Molecule: messenger RNA, 1059 nt
Organism: Cariama cristata (Red-legged seriema)
Lineage: Eukaryota; Metazoa; Chordata; Aves; Cariamiformes; Cariamidae
Product: chromosome unknown open reading frame, human C1orf210
Exons: 3
Coding region: 94-1059 (321 amino acids)
Molecular function (GO): protein binding
Source: RefSeq, a predicted model, not a curated record
UGGGCCAACUGCAACGGGAAGAGCCUCCUGCACGCUCCAAGUUCCCUUCCAAGCAACAUCACCAGUUUGGAUCUCUCCUUCAACUCCUUGGUCAUGCCCCGUCACAGGACUCUCUUGAUGCAUUUCCCUUCCCUGCGGUCCCUCAACCUCUCUAGCAAUGCCUUGCGGGCGCUGAGCCCAGCAGUCUUCUCCAACCUCGGGGCACUGCGUCUGCUGGACCUGAGCAGCUGCAGCAUCGCCUACCUCCACACGGACGCUUUCAAGGGCUUGGGAAACUUGCACACGCUGCUCCUAAGAAACAACAGUCUGCAAGAGCUUGAGGUCCCUUUCUUCCUGCCACUGAAGGCUCUUUUCCACCUGGACCUGCAGGAGAACGCACUGGUCUCUGUGGACACUUUGAGCCUGCAGCUGAUGGAGUCAGUCCCACAGGUUCGGCUGGAAGGGAACCCCUGGGUCUGCGACUGCUCCGCACACCCUCUGCAGCAGUGGCUGCAGCGCAGGGAAGCUGUGCAGGUGACCUGCGCAUCGCCCCCGGGGCUGCGGGGUCGGGAGGUUGCAGCUCUGGAUUCCCAGGACCUGGGCUGCCGGAUGAAGCAGCGGUUUCCUCGGGGGGUCAGCACGGCGCAGCAGAUCACGGUGACCCACAGCAACAGUAAGUUGUGCAGCUACAGAGGCAUCCAUAAGGUCUGGCUCCCUCCUGCCCUCUGUUACCUGAGAGGGGACCACAGCUGGCCCUCCCUGGUAGGCUUCCUGGUGGCAGCAAUUGGCAUCUCCAUCCUGAUCACACUGGCUGCGAAAUGCAAGCUCUUCCACAAGAACUUUGCCAGCUACCACCACCGGCCCCUGCCCGAAACCAGCUCAAUCGGAGGCAACCCCAUGGAGGAUGGCAGCGGCUGGGACAGGGACUCCUCAGGCCGAGGGGGCUGUGACAGCCACCCCAUGCCCAGUGCUGACAACGUGCAAGCUGAGGAUGACGACGGCUUCAUCGAGGACAACUACAUCCAGUCAAGCGAGCAGCUGCCGGAGGAAGAGGAGUGGGAGUCGCACCUCUCCAUCUGA